Paramecium pentaurelia is the source of this 2122-nucleotide messenger RNA. NCBI's taxonomy places the organism in Eukaryota, Ciliophora, Oligohymenophorea, Peniculida, Parameciidae. The record is from the annotation of a GenBank genome assembly.
AUGACUCGAGUCAAACUUUCAUCAUUUACUUAAACCCUGAUUUAAGAAGAGUUCAAAUUUAAAUAGACUUAAUUUGAAUAAGAUCAAUUAUUAUCAAGUGAAAGUAAAAGAGACUUUAUUAAAUAUGACUUAAAUGAAAGCAUUAUUCUAAAAGCUUUUAAUGGAGAAAUAGAAACUCCUCAACAAGAACAUAAAUAUAUAGGUGUUAACAAAGAUCAAAUGGAUCAAAGAAUUAUAGUAAAAAAACACCCAAAUAACUUACCAACAACGCUUUUAUCUGAUUCCAAUUAUAAUUUAGAACCAUUAAAACUAGAGAGAAAUACUAGUACUAAGUAUUCAGAAAUAGUGUCAAUAAUGAAUAAUUUGCCUUUUGGUAUACUUUUUGUAGAUUCAUCCUUAAAAGUUUUAGACUUUAACCAAAAAGUGACCUAACUGCUAGGUUUAACUAAUCCUUGUGACAUGAUUGCAUUCUUAGAUUAAGCUAUUUAAAGGUAAUGUUAAUAAAUUAUUAAAGCGGAGAUUUUUGUGAAUUUAGAUCAUCAAAGAAAGUAAGAAAACCUUAAAAAUCACCCAGUAAAAUGACAUUUAUAAAAUAACCCUCAAUUAGUCCAUAAAAAAUAUUCUUAGAUGAACACAUAUCUGAUGUAUUUUCAUAAUAUAAUAAUAAUGCAUCCUAAUUUAAAGGAGAAAGUGAUGCCAAUAUUGGAAAAAAUCUUAAAUCUAUAUUUUAGAAUUUUAAAAAAAUUCAUCAAAGCUAAUUGACAUCUUUAUCUCGAGAUAACUUUUAAUACAUAAUUAGAAUGGAUAAUAUGGAUAAAUCUGGUGGGAAAAUUAAAUAUAAGAGUUUAAAACUUAAAAUAUUUUAAUUGGAUGGUUUUGUUUAAUGGGAGUCUGUUGUUUAUUUAUUCUUUUUGGAAAAUAUCACUAAGAGAGAAGAAUAUAAAUUGCUUAAUCAUAAAUAUAAAUUUUAAUAAGCAUUGCUUAAUUCAUUAUGUCAUGAAUUAAGAACUCCUAUUAAUGGAACAAUGUCUUAAUUAUAUGCAUUGAAAGAUCAAUUAUCUUAAGGUUUGAUAGAAUCUCAUUUAGAUCCUGCAAUUGUAUCAGCCAAAAGAUUACAAUUUUAACUUAAUGAUAUCUUAGAUUAUGCUUAAAUUUAAUGUUCAUCAUUAAUCAUGAAUAAAUCAUGUUUCAAAUUGUAGGAGGUUUAUUAAUAAUUAUAUGAAUUAUUUAAUUUUGAAUGUAUCUAAAAAAACAUUAAACUAAUAUUUGAUAAUGUAAGUCAUAUUUCAAUUUAUACAGACAAAGAAAGAUUGAUUAGAAUUUUCAUUAAUUUAUUAGAUAACUCAGUCAAAUUUACAAAUAGAGGAGGUACUAUUAAAUUAAUUACUAAUACAACCCCUCUUUACUAUAAGUUAUUAGUAGAAGAUGAUGGGUAGGGUAUUUCAGAAGAAGUCAUCUAAAAAAUUGAAUAGUAGGCAGAACUAUUAUUUUAAGAUUCUCUUUAAUAUGAUUCUAACAAACUUGGAUUAGGAUUAAGAAUUUCUUAAUAAUUAGCCAAAUAUCUAUAUAAAGAUCAAUUUUUUGAAAUAGAUUCUAUUUAUGAGAAAUAUACAAAAGUAAGUUUUAGAGUAUCAAAUCAAAUACAACAUUACUCCAAUGAAUUUGAAAUUGAUAAACAUAAAUUCCCUUAGAUUUCAGAUUGUGAUUGUAGUAAGAUUUUGAUAGUUGAUGAUAUAAAUUGUAAUCAUUUUGCAUUGUAAGUAUUACUUAAAAAGUUCAAGUUGAAAAUUGAUAGUGCUUACAAUGGUAAUUCUGCAAUAGAUUUAGUCAAAGAGAGAUUAUAAUAAUAAUGUUGUUAAACUUAUAGAUUAAUUUUUAUGGAUAUUGAAAUGCCUGAAAAAAAUGGAUUUUAAGCUUCUAAAGAAGUAAAAAUAUUAAUAUCUAGAUAACUUAAUUAUUGAAGGAACAAAAUUUGAAUGAAAGUUGUAUUAUAACAAUGUAUUCAGCAUACUCAGGAGAUGAGGAUGUUCUGAUUGCUAGUCAAUGUGGUAUGAAAGAGCGUAUCUCCAAACCCACUGAUAUAUAAAAAUUAGAAUAUCUUGUUAAUAAAUACCUACUAUGA